ACUUGAGGUUAUGUUUAUGUAAAAACAACUAACGAUUCUGUUGCGGGAGGAAGAUUUUUAUUAAAAAAAAAAUAAUUAAAAAUGAGUUUAUUCAAUAGCCUAAACAUGUCACUGCAAGUGCUGAGGCAACAAAUGUUGGUGUCAUCGACCACCACUCUAAUACGUACAUAUGCUGCUCCCCCAACAGCCAAGAAACUAAAGAAACUUGGUAAACUGGGACCCAUUAUGGAAAAGAAAGUUAUUCCCGUUGAAACAGAUGCCAACAAAUUGGUUAAUUAUGUUUGCGGCAGUAAUAUCUACAAGACCGGUGAAGAUAUUAAGUUAAAACCUGACUCUGAAUAUCCUGAUUGGUUGUGGACAUUAAAUGUCGAUCGAAUUAUUCCGCUGGAAGAAAUGGAUCCAAAUACCAAACAAUACUGGAGACGACUGAGAAAAAUGGCCCUAAGACGCAAUAAUCAAUUGGCUAAACUAAAGAAAUUCUAAUCCAUAGUUAUAAGAAAUGGAAACUUAUUUCCAAGAAUAAAGUUAAUGUUAUUUGUUAAAA
Molecule: messenger RNA, 544 nt
Organism: Musca domestica (house fly)
Lineage: Eukaryota; Metazoa; Arthropoda; Insecta; Diptera; Muscidae
Gene: mRpL54
Product: large ribosomal subunit protein mL54
Exons: 3
Coding region: 82-483 (133 amino acids)
Cellular component (GO): mitochondrial large ribosomal subunit
Molecular function (GO): structural constituent of ribosome
Source: RefSeq, a predicted model, not a curated record